Messenger RNA from Prorocentrum cordatum, 960 nucleotides. NCBI's taxonomy places the organism in Eukaryota, Dinophyceae, Prorocentrales, Prorocentraceae. The record is from the annotation of a GenBank genome assembly.
AUGGCGAAGGUUCACGAAAACCACGGGACCUUUCGAUGCGCCGCUUUGGCCCCAGAUAUGAUAUACACGGAGAAGGCCGCGGGCGACGACGGCAAGCCCCAUGCGUUGUUCGGCGAGCCUGGCGCCGGCACCCCGUGCCAGCCCUUCGAGUUCGAGUGCAUUGCCGACGGCGACGGCAAGAUCGACAUGGACACCUUCUCGAAACCGAAGUCUUUCUGGUUGAAGGUUGCAUCCGACGGCCCCUCGCAGUGGCGCAGCGAGCUGCGGUCGCACGCCGAGAAGAAUGAUAUGCCCAUCAAGGAGAAGAAGGACAAUAUCUUGCCCCAGUUCGCCGAAUGCAAGGGGGCCCACGUGAGCAUCGUCCUGGCCAAGGUUGAUCACUACGAGAAGUUCAACUUCAACCCGAAAGACAAACAGGUGUUCACGGUUGACCCUGUUCUGCCUUCAGUCUUGGCGAUGCAGCGGACAGUGGUGGCCGACGUUUCGUCGCAGGCCUUCCCCCUGCGCGGGGCCCCGCACUUCGCCGCGGUGACGGAGGGCCUCAUCAUGGUCGUCAUCGUGUCCAGCGAGGCCGUCGGCCAGAACAUCGUGAAGUACCUCGAGAAUACCAGCGCCAAGAGCUUGCUGAAGGCACCGUCCUCUCUGCUGAAGAAGGGCCAGUCGGUGUGGGUGCCGUUCUGCAAUGCCCCGCUGGUGGUCGGGAUCGAGCCCGAGGAUAGCAGCGUAUUCGAGCCUGGCUAUGAGAUGGCCAGCAAGGGCAGCAGCAAUGGCAAGGACAAGGGUGGACCGACCACCAUGUCUUGCAUCCAGACGUUUGCUCUGGACAAACAGCUCAAAGGGGGCGACAGCGACGUGCGCGCCGACGUGGCCGGCUCGGUCACGCGCGGCCUUCCGUCGCUCCCGAAAGUUCUGAAACCGUCCCUUGACAAGAUCAAGGAGUGGACGGCGGCCAUCUUUUAG